UGCUUCCCAGCCACCACCUUCCUGGUCCACCUCCCCCAUCUCUCUAGCCACCUACACAACUGCCUACACUGAACGCCUUCGUAACGACUCUCCGACCAUUCAACUUCUAUCGCUUUCCUCUUUACAGCUCCACCAAAGCCCUCGCCGCCCGUUUAAACUCACGCGACCUUCGUUGUUACGUGCGACGUUGUUACGUGCGACGUUGACGCAUCUCGCUCCAGCAGCUCACGUCAUUACCGUCUAGUCGACUUCGCGACCUCCGCUUCUUCCACCACCCCACGCACCGCGACCUCCACCACUACACGUCUACAAAUCUACCAACACCAGCAAGAUGUCUGCACGCAAGAAGGUUAUGCUCAAGGUCAUCAUCCUCGGCGACAGCGGCGUCGGAAAGACCUCUCUCAUGAACCAAUACGUCAACAAAAAGUUCAGUGCCAGCUACAAAGCCACGAUCGGCGCCGACUUCCUGACAAAAGAAGUACUCGUCGACGACCGCCUAGUUACGAUGCAGCUAUGGGACACAGCGGGCCAGGAGCGCUUCCAAUCCCUCGGAGUCGCCUUCUACCGUGGCGCCGACUGCUGCGUUCUCGUUUACGACGUCAACAACGCCAAGUCGUUCGAAACCCUGGAUAGCUGGCGCGACGAGUUUCUUAUCCAAGCAUCGCCACGGGAUCCAGACUCGUUUCCGUUCGUCGUGCUCGGAAACAAGAUCGAUGUCGACGAGAGGAAGAGGGCUAUCUCACAAAAACGCGCUAUGGCGUUUUGCCAGAGCAAAGGCGGCAUCCCGUACUUUGAGACUAGUGCGAAAGAAGCCGUCAACGUUGAGCAGGCCUUUGAGGUGAUUGCGAGAAAUGCCCUGGCACAGGAGGAGAAUGAGGAGUUCACUGGUGACUUCCAGGACCCAAUCAACAUCCACCUUGAGAACGAACACAGCGGCUGCGGUUGUUAGUAUGGCGAGUUUGAGGGAUGGUGAUCGUUAUGCAUUGGUUCGGUUGGUUUCGUGGAGUGGAGUACGGCAAUACUUACUUGUGGGCACACACUUUCAUCUGUUCCCUCCCUUCCUACUACGAUCCGCACUCAUGAUCCUCAUUUCGUCAUCUCCGUUAUGUCUCUGUAUGUCUGCUUGUUUUGCCGUUUACUGCUUUACUGGCGGUGUUCCUGGUGCUGUCUCAUGCCUUCCCUUUACCGUCACGUUCCAUUUACGUACGAUUACAGUAGUUUCUGUUGUGUUUUCCUUUGCUGCCGAUAUACACCGAAGGCGCUCGGCGCGGGCCGAAGGAGAGUGGCGUGGUUGGGUGAUCCCGUAGGAGGGGGUUGUGAUGGAGGUGCAAAGUUGUACAAUUACGCAUUUGACCACCUACAAUAGACAUCGUGAACACA
Messenger RNA from Tricharina praecox, 1380 nucleotides. RefSeq names its product small GTPase superfamily. NCBI's taxonomy places the organism in Eukaryota, Fungi, Ascomycota, Pezizomycetes, Pezizales, Pyronemataceae. The record is from RefSeq and is a predicted model, not a curated record. Gene Ontology annotation, molecular function: GTP binding; GTPase activity. Gene Ontology annotation, cellular component: vacuole; late endosome; fungal-type vacuole membrane. The transcript is spliced from 4 exons. Gene Ontology annotation, biological process: regulation of vacuole fusion, non-autophagic. Bases 332 to 949 code for a protein of 205 amino acids.